CAGUUAAUGAAUAUUAUGGUCAUAAUAUACUGCUGUGGUUUGAAUGUAUCCUCCUAAUUUCAUGUGUUGGAAACUUAACUCCCAAUUGGGGCAGUAUUGAAAGCUGGCUACAGCCUACACCUAUAACCCCAGCACUUUGCGAGGCCAAGAUGGGAGGAUCGCUUGAAGUCGGGAGUUCAAGACCAGCCUAGGCAACAAAGCUACAAACCAUCUUUCCAGCAAGUUAAAAACUAAAAAAUAAAUUAGCUGGGCCUGGUGGUGCACAUCUGUAAUCCCAGCUACUGGGGAGGCUGAGGCAGAAGGAUCUCUUGAGCCCAGGAGGUGGGGGCUGCAGUGAGCUGAGAUCCAUCACUGAACUCCAGCCUGGGCUCAGAGCCAGCCUCUGUCGAUCAAUCAAUCAAUCAGUCAAUCAGUGUCUCGUCUGGGCCUAAAUUUCUCUAGAACACAAUGGAAGAAGGAAAGUGGAAGAAGGUGGAUGUAACCCACAGCUGGGAGCUCUGAACUCUGCUGGUGGCAGAUGGCUCUCAUGUCCUCACCAGGUUGCCCUGCAAUCACAUGCUGCAUCCUUUUUCCUGAACCUGCCCCACGUGCCCCACCACGCAGCCACUCCGAGGGUUCCUUCAAGGGCGGCAGCCCUGUCACGUGUUCCAAAAGUGCUCCCCUGUGUCCUGACAGCCUUGCCAUGUGUCCCAUCAUGCCCCACAUGCUCCCACUGUGUGCCCCACCUCGCACCCAUGCCCCAUCAUGUUCUGCGUGCUCGUUAGGUGCCCCAAUAUUCCCCGCGCGCUCCCAUUACGUACCCAGCCUCACACCCCUGCAAGUUCCCCAUCAUGCUUUCUGUCGCUCCAGUUAGGUGCCCCAUCCUGCCCCACGCGCUCCAAUUACGUGCCCCACCUAACCGCCCCACGUCCGUGCCCCAUCAUGCCCCGCACGCUCCGGUUACAGGCCCCGCCUCGCGCUCCCUCACGUGCCCCAUCAUGCACUGCGCGCUCCCAUUAUAUGCCACCACCUCACGCCCCUGCACGUGCCCAACGUGCCCUGCGUGGUCGCGUUACAUAUCCCAUCACGUUUCGUGCGCUCCUAUUACCUGCCGCACCUCGCACCUCACGGCGCGGCCUAUGUAGUUCCAGAGCUCGCGAGAGCCAGGGCCGUUGGCGACAGUUGGAACGAAAUGAUGAGUGCCUUCUCGUGGCCCCAGAAUGGAAUGCCGCCAUCGAUAUUACACUGUGGGGCAUGGAGCUGGGUCUUCUGAGCAUGCGGAGAGGAGAGCUGGCCAGGUUUCUGUUCAAACCGAACUACGCCUAUGGAACUUUGGGCUGCCCUCCCUUAAUCCCCCCAAACACCACUGUCCUGUUCGAGAUUGAGCUGCUUGACUUCCUAGACUCUGCUGAGUCGGACAAGUUUUGUGCUCUCUCAGCUGAGCAGCAAGACCAAUAUCCACUUCAGAAGGUCCUUAAAGUGGCAGCUACAGAACGGGAGUUUGGCAAUUACCUUUUCCGCCAGAAUCGUUUCUGUGAUGCCAAAGUGAGAUAUAAAAGGGCCUUGUUGCUUCUGCGCCGGCGAUCAGCACCCUCUGAAGCGCAGCACCUGGUGGAGGCCGCCAAGCUUCCUGUUCUCCUGAACCUGUCCUUUACAUACCUGAAGCUAGACCGACCCACCAUAGCCCUGCGCUAUGGAGAGCAGGCUUUGAUCAUUGACCAAAAGAAUGCCAAGGCCCUCUUCAGGUGUGGACAGGCUUGUCUUCUCCUGACUGAGUAUCAAAAGGCCCGGGAUUUUCUAGUCCGAGCCCAGAGGGAGCAACCCUUCAAUCACGACAUCAAUAACGAGCUGAAGAAACUGGCUAGCGAUUACAGGGACUACGUGGAUAAAGAGAAAGAAAUGUGGCACCGCAUGUUCGCGCGCUGUGGCGAUGGUUCUACAGCAGGAGAAAGCUGAAGGUUCUUCACCUACCAGCGAGGGGAGAGAGCUGUGGUUCUGCAUCGUUGGGGGAGUGGAAGGGAGCUCCCCAGUGCCACCGUGGCAGCCACCUUCCUGGAGCAGGGCUUGGAAUGCCCCGUGGCCGCAUCUCUGACAGACGCGGCUGAAAUGUGUUUUCACAGGUGCUGUUUUCUGUUUUCCGUGUUCAUAACACAGGAGGGGAGAGCGUAGCUACUGACAAGUAGAACACUGCUACUUUUUUAAGGCAGUUUCUUGUUUUUUUAGACAGAAUUAGUCUUUGGCUUCCCUCCCAGUCCCAGCCCCCCUUCCGGCUGCGAGUGUCCCCGGGUCGACACCAAUAGAGAUUGCUUUGUGUAUUUUGUAGGGUUCUCUGUUUUGAAGAGAGAAUUAUGUUACAAAUGUUUUUGUUGUCAAUAAAUAAAACACUUCCUUGUCCUUGCAA
Macaca mulatta (Rhesus monkey) is the source of this 2380-nucleotide messenger RNA. The record is from RefSeq and is a predicted model, not a curated record. NCBI's taxonomy places the organism in Eukaryota, Metazoa, Chordata, Mammalia, Primates, Cercopithecidae.